CUUGCACUUUACCUUCGCCUCUUCUUCUCAUCAUCACCCCUAAAGAAGAACCAUUCUCACACGAUGGUGAUACCUCAACUCAUGCGUGAAUAAAGAACCUCUCCGGAAAGACGCCGUUGGCCCAAAACGAGGAAUUCGCUGGACGAAAAAAGCCCUUUCAAACGGCCUCAAUAAGAACAUUCGAUUAAACUAAACGAGCUGCUGAUUUGCUGCUCGGCCACGCGCGCGCAAACCUCCAAACAACCUUUUUUGUUCCUUGCGUGGGCUUCGUCGCACAAAUGCGAUUGUGCGCAAACUCGCGUCGUUUCUAUAAAUUCCACCGCAUAAAGUAACUGGCUACCUCAGUCAAAUACUGUUCAUUUCGCGCUGGUUAUUUUACGUAUCGCGUGCGCGUGCGUUUUGUGCGAAGUGCUUGCAGCUGGAGAUUCUCUCUUACUAGUGGCUCGUUUCUCGAGGAUCUCUCAGCUUGUCUGGACCUUGGUCUGGCGGGCGGUCACUACAGCUCCUAACGAGCACCAACCCCCCCAUUUUUCCAGCUUCCAGCCUGGCUUGGGUUUCCUGCCACCAGCUUUUUUUUUGACAUCACCAGCCAGUGCCCAUUCUCUUGGGCUCACAUACACUCACCCAACUUGACCCUCCUCACCUUUACUUCGCUCGCCUCAACAUUCCAGUUGGGCGAUUACACUUCUCGGUUCUGUCUCGAGUAGACUCAGACCGCACUGAGACUGGCCGUCCUUCCCGAGACCAUCGCUGUCAUUCAGUUUGAAGAGGCCUCUUCAUUCUGAUCUGCUCACCCGUUUGGCAACUCGAAAAGAACCCGACUUUUUGUACAACGCAUCAAGAGCUUCCCCCACUCCACCCUCCCGAAACCUCCACCGUAACGCAACACACCACCAGCGCCCGCUGGUGAACCUUCAACUUGUCGAACUUUCGCAACCCAAUUCCUCGCCCUUUCAGCGCCGCAGACGUGACCAGAAUACGAUCAUCAUCUGCUUCUUACGACCGUUACGACCCUAACGCGCCCACGACCCCUACCCAGCACCCGCAACGCCAGCAUUCAAGGACUCCAAGUCUUGGCUCACGACCGCUGUUUAAUCAGACGUCGGAUCCCAUUGAGCGGCUCUCCACGCCCCGAAGUCUUCGUCGAACCCCAAGAUUUGACGCGCCUCCGACUCCAGCACCUGAGCCUCGCAAAGUCCAUAUCGCAGCUGCCUCUCUCGGUUUUGAACCCAAGGCGACCCUCGCACCCGUUGACAACCUACCGGAGAACCAUCCCACUGUAUUGGGACUUAUCCCCGUCCGUUCAGCGCCGCAUCAAGCUCACCGCCCCCGCCGACGGCUCUCACAGGACCUAACUGAAGAUCCUGACGAGGUGUCUUCUGAGCAUCCCCAAUCCCCUCCGAGACAGACCCCUUCCGUACCUGCAAACUAUCCAGAACCGCACCCCGCGGUUAAGAUCUCCAAGCAUACCCACAGCGCCAUCCUCUUUGCACUCGAGGAGGCGCUGCGCAACCCCAAUCCUUUCACUCCAGAUCUCGAAGAGGAAUCCGCAAGCAUGGCCGACCUUAUGGCUUCUGGAGGCAUGCCUCCAGUAUCCAAUGGCAAGCCAGCCGCCUCCCCAUUCCGCCCUGGCGCAACUCCUGGUCAAACGGGCUCACCCUCUGGUAUCAGAGGCCCAAGGAUGAUCAUGCAGGAGCGCGCAGCUCGGGAAGCGCGCCAACGCGCUGAGGCAGAGGCGCAACAACGCGAGAGAGCCGAGCAGGAGGCGCGCAUUCUGGAGCAGGCUCGGAGAGCAGAGGAACAGCGUAGAUCUGCUGGCGUUGCUGCUGGUCAGGUUCCCGACGCAGAAGCGCGUCAACCCAUGAACCCUCAGCGUCAGGCGCAAGCCGUCCCUGAUAACACAUCGGCCCGCCCCCGGGCAAACACAACAUCACAAGUACCAGCUAGCCGGCCCGGACGAUCUGGUACUACCAAUCAACCACCUCCCCAAACUUUUACGGGCCCAACUCCCGGAAACCAACCCAAUUUUGCUGCACAGGGCACUGAGAGCGGAAACCAAGGAGGUGCCAGUGGCUCAAAGACCCGAAAUUCUUUUCCCCAUGCGUUCGAGCGAUGGGAGACGUUAUCUGCGCACUGGGAAGGACUCACCAGCUACUGGAUCCGUAAGCUUGAACAAAAUAAGGAUGAGUUGAAUCGGGAUCCUCUGAACCAGCAGCUCGCGCGCCAGGUGACAGAUCUAUCUGCGGCUGGAGCCAAUCUGUUUCAUGCCGUUGUUGAGCUUCAGCGUCUUCGCGCAAGUUCGGAGCGAAAGUUCCAGCGAUGGUUCUUCGAAACUCGAACUGAAUUGGAGCGCGCGCAAGAAGUCAAUGCCAUGUUGGAGGCUGCCCUAGACCAAGAACGUCGAGGCCGAGCAGACGCUAUCCGAGAAGCUGUCGAGAAUGAGCGAGGAACUUCGAAAGCUCAAAAGCAGCUUGCUGAGAUGCGCAAGGAGCUAUCCAUCUCCAAAGAGGAGGCGCGUCGUGCAUGGGAGGAACUGGGGCGACGUGAGCAAGAGGAACGUGACAGAACGCUAUCUCUUCAGUCAGGGCAGCCUACUAUUGUUGGAGGCGUACAAGUGGUUCCAAUGACACAUGGUGGUCCAAGCAGACAUCAAAGCAGCCGAGCUCAAGGGGUUUAUCAGACUGAGUAUGGAGCUAGUUACCCGGCUGAGACGACUUCCUCUCCCCAGACUCAGCCUCCAACAACAAGUGCUGGCGAAUAUCGCCAACAGGGUGGUGGCCUUCAAGCACCAGUAUCAGAGGGUGGUUACAGCGAAGGUGAGUACGUGAUUGAUGCAAAUGGCAACUUCCUGUUGGAUGCCCAAGGAAAUAAGAUUCCCUUCGCUGGACCACCUUCUACAUAUUCCGGUUCUGAUGCUGAAGCAGAAGAGUAUGCAACACCCGCUACCACCAAUCCACCAAGCGGUAAACAAGAUUCUCCUUCCACCUCUACUGGAGGAGGAGGAGGUAGUGGAGGAAGUGGAGGCCAAUGGACUGGCGCAUAUUCAGACCCCCAAGACUAUUCCGGCCAAGGCUAUGGGACUCCUGGCUGGGAGACAGUCCCUCGUCAUCACCAUCCUACCCGGCUGAGUGAUGUCAUGGAAGAGGAGGAUGAACGCAGCCGAGCCAGUACGAGCCGUGUAUAGGACUCUGCGAGUUCAUGCUGAUGCACAUGGCCGGCGUGUAUACGGUUCUCUUUUCAAACAGUAAUUUAAUUGCAACCAAACGACACAUUCAUUUGAAGCCGGGCCAGUUACAAGACAACUACGGUCCACUACAGCAAAGGAGAGCCCUAAUCUUUUAGAUCAGUCGUCAGUUACAGUUCCAUGUUGGAGCGUUGUCGCAUUAUUACAGCCAUUCCCGUUUUACAGCACUGGGAAUUCGGUCCCAGGACGUGUUCUGUUGUACAUUCGACCGAAGAGAGUUUCUUCGACCAAGUCUGCAUCUAGAGAAGGUCUUAAUUAUGUCAUAAUAAUCCGCACCAUGCCUGGGACCCUGUUCGAAUUGACCGCUUUUUGUUCAAUCGUAUCUAUACAUCAGUUACAAAUAUCGAAGCGGACUCGGGAUCACACAGCAAAACAGUUGCCUCGUGUGUUCUUACAUAUAUCUUUUAUUAUGUACUUAUUAUGAAAAUUUUCGAACGACUGAAUCAAUAGCGACGAAGAGUUGUUGCGGAUAUGGUCUUGCCAUCACGAAAGAAGCUUCACUUCUGACCUGAUCAAUUCGGGGACAGCUUUCGCUACUAGGGGACAUUUGGAGUUCACAUCUGUUGCAUGUAUGGUUUUAUUGCUAAAAUAAGAACGAGAUGUGGAGUUGAGGGUCUUGGAGUACGGAGUGCGUACGGAAAUUGGAGUUUUUACUGUUGUUUCUCUCACUUGCAUGGAUGACAGGAGAUCCUGGCCAACUAAUAAUUGCUAGAUGGUAUCGGUGUUGCAGGGCCACAUUCAUAAGGACUAGAGUACAGGGUCAAUGUGAAAUUACUACGUUUUACGAUGCAAACAUUUGACCAAUUUCGAGCAGCAUGUUAUAUGUUCGGGAUUGAUAUUAAGG
Messenger RNA from Fusarium verticillioides 7600, 4088 nucleotides. RefSeq lists its product as hypothetical. The transcript has 2 exons. The coding region runs from base 1556 to 3184 and encodes 542 amino acids. Lineage: Eukaryota; Fungi; Ascomycota; Sordariomycetes; Hypocreales; Nectriaceae. The record is from RefSeq and is a predicted model, not a curated record.